AUGGAGUUAUCUGCCCUAACAGUUUUUGAUAAUUAUUUGGUCACAGUUGAUGACAGGACAGGGAUUGUACACAAGAUAGUUAACAAUUUUACAAGUUUGGUUCCUUGGGUUAUUCUAAAUAAUGGACCUGGUUCUUCUAAACAAUUUAAAGGGGAAUGGAUGACUAUAAAAAAUGAUUGUUUGGUUGUUGGAAGUUUAGGGUUUGGUAAUGUUUAG
Meloidogyne enterolobii is the source of this 216-nucleotide messenger RNA. Lineage: Eukaryota; Metazoa; Nematoda; Chromadorea; Rhabditida; Meloidogynidae. The record is from the annotation of a GenBank genome assembly.